This is a messenger RNA of Clupea harengus (Atlantic herring), 2383 nucleotides long. RefSeq names its product NDC80 kinetochore complex component (gene ndc80). NCBI's taxonomy places the organism in Eukaryota, Metazoa, Chordata, Actinopteri, Clupeiformes, Clupeidae. Gene Ontology annotation, cellular component: Ndc80 complex. The record is from RefSeq and is a predicted model, not a curated record. Gene Ontology annotation, biological process: attachment of mitotic spindle microtubules to kinetochore.
UGUAAAAUCUCGAUCCAGUUCCAGCAGGGUUUCAGUGUUUUUGGCGGACAUUUUUGAAUUUGUAGCUGACGUUAGGCAAACAACAGAAGUUCAAGUUUUUUCAUCUGCCUGCAAUGGAAAUCUGAAGUGCUCAGUCAUUCCUCAUUUUUUGUUGCCUUAUUUAAGCUUUAGGCAUCUAUUCACAGUGCUAAGAUGAGCCGACGCAGCAGGUAUUCGGAUGCGCCACAACGAGUGGCAGGGAAUAGAAUGAGUAUGGUCGGCGCCACGCCUCAGAGCAAAGACCUAUUUGGCAAAUUAAGCUUAUCAAAAGCACAGUCUGUAACAUCAGAACGAAGAACAAGCUUUUUCGGAGGUGGAAAUGGAACCACAGGAAACCAACGGAAUAGUUUCUUUGGGGCCUAUGGAGGUUCUGAGAAGAUCAAAGAUCCCCGUCCCUUACAUGAUAAGGCUUAUAUUCAGCAAUGCAUCAAACAGCUCUGUGAGUUUCUGUCAGACAAUGCAUUUCCUGGCUCCAUCACUGUGAAGUCACUCCAGUCACCCUCCACAAAGGAGUUCCUGAAGAUUUUUGAGUUUUUGAUGAGUCUGCUAGACCCCACUUUCCAGCUUCCCUCUGUUAAAGUUGAAGAAGAAGUACCGAGAAUCUUGAGAGACUUGGGGUACCCAUUUGCACUCUCCAAAAGCUCCAUGUACUCUGUGGGGGCACCGCAUACAUGGCCACAGGUCCUUGGGUCGCUCGUCUGGCUUAUGGACUCUGUGAGGCUCUUUAGUGGCAUGAAAGACCAGGACCUGCUCUUCUCAGAUUUCUCAGACGGCAGCAACGUGGUGGAGGAAGGAGCCGAGUACAACAAGCUCUUCUUGGAGUACACCUGUGAGACCUACAACAAGUUCAUGCAGGGAGCGGACACGUUUGAGGAGGAGGACGCAGAUUACCUUCACUCACUGAAGAAGCUUUACAAUGUGGAUGAAGAAUACCUGGAAUCUCAGUGCCAGAGGUACCAGGCCCUGGCUGAAGAGGUGGAGAGACUUGAGAAGGAGAGUCACAAGGACCCGCUCAUGAACAAACGCACACAGAAACUCAACAUGCAGACUGACCUGCAGAAGCUUUGUGGUUACCGUGACAACCUGGAAGCCUUUAAAACAAACCAGGACCACAAGGCUGCAACUCUGGCUGAAGAACUUGAGGCUAUAACUCUGCAGCGUGACAGUCUGAAGCAGGAACAGUCCCGACUCCAGAACAUCCUAGAGAACCAGAAGUUCACGCCAGCCGACAUCGAGCGGAUCAACCGGGAGCGCAACGAGCUCCAGCAAACACUGGACAGCUUGAGCCGCAGCCUAGAGGAGACGCAGCAGCAACUGUGGGCCGAGGAGCUCGCCCAGGCCAAGGCUAAGGAGGGGGCUGAGAAAGAGCUGGCCGAAUACCACAAGCUUGCCCGUAAACUCAAGCUCAUUCCCCAUUCGGCUGCCAACGCCUGCGGACACGACUUUGAGAUCAAAAGCCUUUGUGAGUACGGCACUGCGGCCAUGACUGAGUACAAAGCGCAGAUACAGAACCCCCUUAGGAACAUGAUAACAGAUGUAGAGGAGGAGUUUAACAAGCUGUCCAAUAAGAAACUGAGUCUGGUGGAGUCACUGGAGCAGGUGAACUCAAACAUAGUGGACAAAACCAAUGACGUGAAGCAGCUGAAGGAACAGAUCAGGAGACUGGAUGAGCAGCUGGAGCAUGAUCUGCAGGACAUGGCUGGCGAGGAAGAAAGGUGGGCAGCAGAGGUCGAUUCAGCAGAGAAUCACAAGAAGCUUUUAGAGAAGAAGGUGAUGGAUGGGCAUGACGAGGCCACGGAGCAGCUCAAAGCAGCGCAGCAACAGUACCAUCUUGUUCUGCAAGAGACUAAAGAGGAGAGACGCACUACCGUAAAUAAUCUGACCACCGUCUUGAGUGCAGCAAUUAACCACAUGACCAUUAUUGAAAAAAGCAUCAGUGACCAGGCAAAAAGACUUGACCGGGUGCACAAGGAGACUCUGCAGCAAGAUGAAGCCGAUCUGAAACAGAUGAAGGCAAUGGUGGCCAACUUUAUUGCCAAGGCUAACUCUUGCUUUGACAAUGCAAGACAAAGCACUUCUGAAACCGAUGGUGGGCAACUUCAUAGCUAAGACAAAUUCUUCAUAUUUAAAGUAUAAGUUUAUAUUUGACUUGUUAAGAGAAGACAGCCAGGUGACUAGGAACAUAUUAGUCUAGGCCUUUUUUACCUUUUGUUACACGCAAGAGCACCAUUGUUUAGGCAGACAUGUUUAAUGUUUAUUUGUAAAUGUCAUGUUUUUCUAGUGUACUCAUCUAUUGCUAAAUGCUGAAACAUUAAUAAAGAUUCAUCACAUUGAAAACAAAUUA